GCAAACCUAACACUAUCCUAAUGGAUAUUUGUUAACAACCGGUUUCAUGGACGGUACGGCAAAGAUCUGGGAUGUAGAAUUAGGACAGGAAAUUUACACACUCAAAGGAAACACAGCUGAAAUGGUCACAAAGAUUUGUGAUGUGAACACUGGAGAGGUAAUUCGUACUCUUUCAGGGCAUACAGCUGAGCUGUCAUGUACUCAGUUCGAUUUCACAGAGGAAUAUUUAGUAACUGGGUCUAUUGACCAGACAUGUAAGCUAUGGGAUGUUGGAACAGGAAAUUUCAUCGAGACUUUUAGGGGCCAUAAAGAAGAGGUCUUAGAUGCCUGCUUCAACUCAACUAGUAACAAAUUGGCAACUGCUCCUGGAGACGAGACUGCUAGGAUUUAUAAUGUAUUUACUAGGUCAUGUACUCAAAUCCUUCAUGGGCAUAAUCAAGAAAUAUCAAAAAUCUGCUUCAACCCGCAAGAAACCAAGAUUAUGCCUGCUAGUGGAGACCAGACAUGUAAGUUAUGAUCCGCAGAAUCAGGGGAAGAACUUCAGAUUUUAGAAGGACAUGAAGACGAAAUCUUCUCUUGAGCAUUUAAUUAUGAAGGAGAUACUAUUAUUACUGGAUCCAAAGAUAACACAUGUAGAAUCUGGAAGGACGAGCCAAGCCUUAUAAAGCAAGAGCAGCAAUAGAAG
This is a messenger RNA of Moneuplotes crassus, 685 nucleotides long. NCBI's taxonomy places the organism in Eukaryota, Ciliophora, Spirotrichea, Euplotida, Euplotidae. The record is from the annotation of a GenBank genome assembly.